Messenger RNA from Salpingoeca rosetta, 5901 nucleotides. RefSeq lists its product as uncharacterized. The transcript is spliced from 17 exons. NCBI's taxonomy places the organism in Eukaryota, Choanoflagellata, Craspedida, Salpingoecidae. Gene Ontology annotation, molecular function: protein binding. The coding region runs from base 1 to 5901 and encodes 1966 amino acids. The record is from RefSeq and is a predicted model, not a curated record.
AUGGCCAUUUUCCUCUCGCUGCUGACCGUCGCGUCAGUGUUGCUGGUGGCCACUGGACAGCCGUCCGGCUUUCAUGGCUGGGCCAACAACUUUGGUGGCUAUCUGAGUUUCACCUGCCCUUCCAACCAGGUCCUUGACGGCUGGUAUGGCGUCUUCAGCAACAGCCGUCUUGACCGUCGCUACUCUUUCCGAUGCACCAACGUCAACUCCAUCACGUACCGCAGCUUUGGUGGCUAUGAGAACAGCUACUAUGGCGGGUUCACAAAGACAUACCCCAACGGUCAGGCCAUCUACCGCAUUCAGGCUGGCCACUCCGAUGGCUACCGCGAUCGUCGUUGGCGCAUUGGCUGUGCAGACCACACAAACAACAACGGCCCGUACCACAGCAGCUGCUCGUGGAGUGGAUGGACCAACAACUGGCCCAGCUACUACCCAUACUACUACUGGUUCCCCUUCUACUACUACUUCUACUACUUCUACUCCCCCUUCUACUACUACCACUACCCCACGACCAGCUUCACGGCAAACAGCAAGUAUGUGAUCCACGGUGUGCAGUCCGACUUCAGCUACACCUUCCGUGACCGCCGCUGGCGCUUCUACCAGUGCCGCGUCUCCUGCCGCAGCGGAUGGGUCCAGUCUGGUACCGAGUGCACGUGCCCAAGUGGUUCGUACCAGAGGGGCAACGAUUGCGUCAGCAGCCGCAAGUGUGGCCGUGGCCAAUACGCCGCCUCGUCCAGCAACAACCGCUACUGCUACGACUGCCGCCCUGGCACGUUCCAGUCUGACUCGUCACAUACGGACACAACGUGCUCCUCCUGCCCCGCCGGCAAGUUCCAGGACGACUAUGGCCGUGCCGACUGCGAGACCUGCCCCAGCUCCCAGUACAACCCAUACACCGGACGCUCGUCGUGCCGUGACUGCUCCUCCGGCUACUACCGCAGCAGCCCCAGCACGCAGACGCGCUGCCAACCCGGAUACCGCUGCCCUGGCUCGUGCUCCCGCAUUGCAUGCUCCCCAGGCACAUACCAGAACAGCUACCGCCAGGUGUCGUGCAAGUCCUGCGAGGCUGGCAAGUACCAGACCGAGUCUGGCGCGUCCAGCUGCAACAACUGCGCCAACGGCUACUACACCACCUCUGCCGCGUCUGCCCCCAGGCGCUGUCAGCCCGGCUUUGCCUGCAGCUCGUGCAACCGCCGCGCGUGCAACGGCGAAUUCUACCAGAAUGCGGCCGGCGAAUCCGACUGCAAGCGCGCAAGCCAGUGUGGUGCUGGCCAGUACGUGAGCCGUGGCCCGUCACAGACAACGGACCGCGUGUGCGGCUCGUGCUCUCUGGGCCGCACGUACCAGGACGCCAGCUCCCACACCUUUGGCAGCUGCAAGCCCGUGCGCAACUGCCCUGCUGGUACCUUUGUCGCCGCGGACCCCACCCUCAGCUCCGACCGCGUGUGCGGCAAGUGCCAGGAAGGCACAUACUCCUCGGGCGUCAACGCGAAGCAGUGCGAGGACAUUGGCACGUGCGAUGCUGGCGAGUACGCCUUCUUCGCCUCGUCCACCUCGGGCGUGGACUGCCGCGCCUGCGCGCUUGGCUCCACCUACCAGGAUGAGACAAACCACAACCGCCAGUCCUGCAAGACUGUGUCUCCCGAGUGCCCGGCGGGCCAGUUUCAGGCCGUUGCUCCAACCCGCUCCAACGACCGCGUCUGCAACGACUGUCACCCAGGUACCUUCUCUGAUCGCCCUGGCGGUGACGAGUGCGACCCUCACACGCAGUGCGGUGCCGGUUUCAUCGAGACCAGCCCCGCCACGCCGACCUCCGACCGCGCCUGCCGUCGCUGCAACGGCGUCACGCAGUACCAGGACGAACUGCACCAGGCCUCGUGCAAGACCGUGCGCACGUGCUCUUCCACCCAGUACGAGACCACGGCGCCCAGCCCCUCCAACAACAGGGUGUGCGCCUCUUGCACCACCUCCUGCCCCAGCGGCAAGGUGCUUGUCGGCACCUGCGGUCCCACCACCGACAAGCGGUGCGAGUCGUGCCACCCGUCGUGCGCCACGUGUGACGGCACCACGGAGAACGACUGCCUCUCUUGCGCCGACUCAAGCCUCACCCUUCUGGACGGCCGCUGUGUCAACCCUGACUGCGGCGAAGGCGAAUACCGCGACGGCGCAACCUGCAAGCCGUGUGACUCCUCUUGCGCCGAGUGUGACGGCGCCGGUUCGAACCGCUGCAUCUCGUGCAAGGGCGAUCGCUACCUUGAUGGCAACUCGUGCGUGACCAAGUGUCCGACUGGGUACUUCAAGUUCACCAACAGCGAGCGCGACAACGUCUGCCGCCGCUGCACCAGCUGUGAUGACGGUACGUUUGCCUCGACCCCUUGCGAUGGCAGCACCUUCACCGACACGCAGUGCAGCCCAUGGAGCACGUGCGACGAGGGCGAGGAGGAGGACACUCCACCCAACAGCGUUCGCGACCGCGUGUGCCGCAAAUGCGAGGCGGACAAGGAAUACCAGGACCAGCCUGGCAAGCUCUUCUGCAAGUCUGUCAGCGUGUGCCAGCACGGCCAGUACGUGUCAACCGAACCCACCCUGACCACCGACCGCCAGUGUUCCGCUUGUGGCACGGGCACCUUCACCAAUUCGGAGAACGCCGCGCGCUGCCUGCCCUGUGCUGCAGGUUCAUUCCAGGACGAGACAAACUCCCCAAGCUGCCAGGAAUGCGGCAUCGGCAUGUACGAGCCCGAGCAGGGCCAGACGCAGUGCGCGGAGAUCCCGCCCGGCUACUACGGCGUCGGCGGCACCAUCUCCACCCGCACGGGCAUUGCCGAGUGCCCGCGUGGCUACUACUGCCUCGGCGGCUCCCACGACAAGCAGGCCUGCCCGCCCAACCAGUACCAGUCCGAGACCGGCCAGAGCCAGUGCGUGGACCUCACCGUGUGCGGCGAUGGCGAGCUUGUCUCCAAGGAGCCCACCAGCAUCAGCGACCGCGAGUGCUCCCCUUGCCCCGACGGCACGUACCAGGACGACAACGACCACGACAUGACCGAGUGCAUUCCCUGGACCACCUGUCCCGUCGGCACCCACAUCUCUACCACAGGCAACGCUCGCCGCGACCAGUCGUGUGCCAGCUGCGACGCCCCGGAGACGUUCCAGGAUAAGGAGAACCAGCGCACGUGCAGGCCCGUCUCAGACUGCCCCGUCGGCACGGCUGAGCUUGUUGGCCCCACCCCCACCUCCGACCGCAAGUGCCGCGCUUGCCAGGUCGGUACCAACUACGCCGAUGACACGGGCCUGGAGAUUUGCAAGCCCGUCACCAACUGCCGCCCCGGCACGCGCGAGGUGGCCGCCCCAACAGCCAGCUCGGACCGCGUGUGCCAGGCCUGUGAGCCCAACACGUACACAGAGUCAGAGAACGAGAAGACGUGCCGUCCACACACGCUGUGCGGCGCCAGCGAGAAGGAGGUGGAGGAGCCCACCACUUCCAGCAACCGCCGCUGCGGCUGCACUGGACCGGCAAUUGACGAGUGCACGGCCUGCGGACCCAACCUGCAGCUGCGCAACGGCCGCUGCAUCAGUGAGUGCCCCGAUGGCGAGUAUGAGCUCGGCAAUGGAUGUGCUGAAUGCCACUCCACGUGUGCCGACUGUGAUGGCCCGGACGCCACCAACUGCCUCCUGUGCGACGGCAACCUCAACCUCUGGGUCGACGAGCAAGGCCAGUCGUGCAUUGCCGAUUGCCCUCCCGGCUACUACGCCAAGGACCACCGCUGCGUGCCAUGCACCUCAUGUGGCAUGGGCACCUGGGCCUCCACCCCAUGCUCCGCGUCAUCCGACGCCGUCUGCUCUCCCUGGACCGAGUGCAAGCCUGGCCAGAAGGACUGCACCCUCGGCAUGGAGUACCAGCCGCUGCCGGGCCGCACCUCGUGCUUCCCCACCAGCGUGUGCGAGGAGCCCUUCAUCGAGACCAUCCCGCCCACGCUCACCACGGACCGCCUGUGCUCCUGUGACACGCUCACCUGCAACAAGUUCAUCACGCAGCUGUUUGAGGAGAUGGUGUGCGCCGAGCCCACGGACAAGCAGUUCGACGUCGUGCUUGAUGUGUGCUGCUCCGGCCAGGGCGAGGAUGGCAUCCGCGACACCAUUCGCCAGAUGGACGCCUACGAGGCACGCCGUUCCUGCCCGGGUUGCACAGACACGUGCGAGUGCAGCGCUGGCUUCAUCCUUGUCUUCGACGCCGACUCGGCUGACUGCCGCCCGUGCGACGGCGUGACGGAGUUCUCCCCAUCCAUUGGUGGCAGCAAAUGUGAGCCCAUUGAGGAGUGCGAGCGCGGCCAAGAGGAGGUGUCCGCGCCAACCUGCUGCUCCUCGGACCGCGUGUGCCGCGACUGCCUAGCCGGCACCAUCGACAAAGACAGCGCCGGCUCCACGGGUUGUCAGAUGUGCCCCGCCGGCCACUACACGGAGGCGGGCUUCCACGGCUCCUGCUCCAGCUUCACCUGCCGCGCAGGCACCCACGACCACGACAGCGACGCCGCCACGCCGUGCCAGCCGUGCGUCUUUGGUAUCACGUACCAGGACGAGGAGGGCCAGACCACGUGCAAGGACGUGACAGAGUGCGCGCCCGGUUUUGAGGAAGUGCAAGCGAUGACGCUUAUCAGCGACCGCGUCUGCGACGAGUGCCCAGAGGGCACAUACAAGGCUAUCUCUGGCCAGGGCGUGCCCUGCCUCCCCGUCACCACGUGCGAUGCUGGCGACGAAGAGACGGCCGAGCCCACCCCCACGAGCGACCGCGUGUGCAGCCAGUGCGAGCUUGGCGCCACCUUCAAGCCCGUCGACGGCCAGGCCGAGUCGUGCCGCCCCGUCACGCAGUGCGGCCCGGAUGAGGAAGAGAUUCGCGAGCCCACGCGCCAGCAUGACCGCCUCUGCCGCAAGUGCGUCCAGGACAUUACCUACCGCCCCGCCGGCUCAGACACGUGCGUGCCCGUGUCGCGUUGCGCGGCCUCAGAGUACAAUUCCACGCACGCCACGCUCACCACGGAUGUGGAGUGCACGGCCGUGAGCAACUCCAGGCGCCCACGCUCGACUCUGACCGCGAGUACGCUGGAGUGUUCCGAGUGCCCCAGUGGCCGCUACGAGAUUCGCGCCUGCUCUGCGCUGGAGAACGUGCAGUGCGCCGGUUGCUCUGCGUGCCCGCCGAACACAUACAUCCUGCGCGCAUGCGACUCGGAGAAUGACGUGUCGUGCCAGCAGUGCAGCACGUGCUCUGAUGAGCAGUACCGCAGCGCACCAUGCACCGCCACCAGCGACACGGAGUGCACGACGCUCGACGUGUGCGACCAGGACCAGUUUGAGCUGUUCCCCGCCACACCAACCACGGACCGCAUCUGCCGCGACCUGAGCCAGCGCAACCCGACGACGGAGUACGAGCGCACCGCCUGUGCCACCUCAUUUCCAAGUGCGACCCUGGCGAGCAGCGCAUCCGCGCGCCCACCUCCACCUCCGACGCCAAGUGCGAGCCGUGCCCCAUCGGCACCACCGACCACGACCGCAACCCGCUCACCGCCUGCCAGCCGUUUCCUGUGCCCAGCCGGCACCGCCGACCUGGACCGCAACGCCAGCACGCCGUGCACGCCGUGCCAGGCUGGCGUGGACUUUGCCGCCCUCUCUGGCCAACGCGAUUGCACGCCUGUGACGGAGUGCGACCUCAGCUGUCAUCAGGGGGUGCGCCCUACCAUGCACCCCACCAUCUUCACGGACCGCCAGUGCCGCCGCUGCAUCGAGGGCCUGUUCUACCGCGACAGCAACAUGGACUUCUGCACACGCGACACGGACCGCGAGUGCCAGAUGGGCCACACGUGCCCCAACAACACCACGUUCAUCUCGCGCCCGCUCACGCCCACGACGUAG